This is a messenger RNA of Sclerotinia trifoliorum, 8689 nucleotides long. NCBI's taxonomy places the organism in Eukaryota, Fungi, Ascomycota, Leotiomycetes, Helotiales, Sclerotiniaceae. The record is from the annotation of a GenBank genome assembly.
CGUCAAAACGUAUUUGGGUAUUGCCUUGUGGUUAUCAUUAUUGGGGGAAAUGUGGUGUUACCCUAGAGUUCAACAUGAAGCCUCGUCCUUUUGAUAGUCAUCGUAACUUCCAAGCGAGACACCCUUGAUCGUGCGGCCAAGGUAAAGAUAUCAACCUCGGAUUUCCUGGUCUUGCUGUUAUUGUUCAUUGUGUGCUUUCAACUCUUUAUUUUUCUUUACUAUGAGAUAAUCUAAUUGACAAAGUGAGUUGUUGACAAAAUACCAAACCUUGACGACAUCAGAAUAAAUUCUAGCAAUGGAGCUCAGAACUUUAGAGAAUAGUACCAUGGAGCCCUUUGCUAUCAUUGGGUUAUCUUUCAAGUUGCCUGGCGAGGAUACAGAUGAGUCCAGCUUCUAGAAGAUACUUUCAGAGCGCAAGAAUCUCUCCACGGACUGGCCUAAAGACCGUUUUACUACCGAUUCACUUUUCAAUAGUGGAGAGGUAUGUUAAUAUCUCACAAAUUCUCAAAUUUUUUGGUUGUUAGCUACUUGAACACUCACAUCAUGACCAGCCUCACUCCCAUGGGGCUCGUUUCUUCACUGAAGACCCCAGACUAUUUGAUGCCCCUUUUUUCUCUAUCACACCUAAAGUGGCUGCAGCAAUGGAUCCUCAGCAACGUAUGGCCUUAGAAACCGCUUAUCAUUCUUUCGAAAAUGGCAAGAUCGGAAUGAAACAAACUCUCCUUUCUUCCUUAUCCAUAAAUUGGCAUCAACUAAUUUGCGAUAAUUUCUACAGCCGGCAUAGCCAUUGAAAAACUCCGUGGUAGCCAAACCGCUGUGUUUGGAGCAACCAUGUCAGAUGAUUACGCCAAAAUGAUGUCUAAAGACAGUGAUACUGCCCCUCCACAAACAGUCACCGGAGGACAACCAGGAAUACUGCCCAAUCGAAUCAGUUGGUAUUUUGACCUGCGUGGACCUAGUUUCCACCUUAACACGGCAUGUUCUAGUAGCAUGGUUGCAGUAGAUAUGUCGUGUCAAGCGAUGAGAAGUGGUAAUGCCAAAGCGGUCUGUUUGCCAACUUUUCCGCCGUCCCUUCCAAGCCAUGGAAUUCCUCCAUAAAUACUCGUUAAUCUGCUUCUUAGUUCGUUCCUUUCGCCUGACAGUAAGUGUUUCAGCUUCGACGCGCGAGCUAAUGGCUACGCUCGCGGCGAGGGCAUAGUGGCUCCCCUCCUUAGGCCGUUACAUAAUGCUCUACGAGACGGAGACAUCAUUCGAGCAGUUGUACGAGGAACUGGCUCUAACCAGGAUGUUCGAACGCCGACACUUACGCAGCCUAGCGCCGAAUCUCAGGAAGCUCUCAUUCGCCGAGUCUAUGCUCAGGCAGGAUUGGGAUUUGAGGACACGAGAUAUUUUGAAGCACACGGUAAGUGGUUGUAAUACCAUCAGAACACGUAUAAUAAGAACCACUGACAAACUAACUAUAUUAGGCACGGGGACCUCAGUGGGAGAUCCUAUUGAGGUGUCAGCAAUUGGAAAUGUGCUUAGCGAACACCGCUCGCAGGAAGAACCUCUUUUGGUGUAAGCUAAUACGGAUAGUUCUCCAAUGAUACAUUAGUUGAGCUAACUGUAAUAUGAUAGAGGAUCGGUGAAGGCGAAUAUCGGCCAUCUCGAAGGGCCAGUGGAGGUGCCGGUAUCAUAAAAGCAAUUCUAGCGCUGGAGAAAGGAGUCAUUCCACCGAUUGCUCUCUUUGAGAGCAUGUACCCGAACAUUGACGCCGACUCUUAAAAUAUACAGGUACGUUAGCUCGAAUUUAAUACUGUUUGACAGUGCUGUUUUUAUAUGUCCAUUGACACGUUCAAAAAGGUUCCUAUAAAGAGUACCCUAUGGCCAACAUCUAACCUCCGUCGAGUUUCGGUCAAUUCUUUUGGCUACAGAGGGACAAACUCUCAUAUUAUCUUGGAUGGUACCUUGCAUUACCUUGAAAGUCAUGGACUUAGCGGGUACCAUCAUUGUACUGUCGUCCCAUCCAUUUCAGAGGAACCCAUUGUCAAUGGAGCCGUACAUUCCACAACCACCAGCUACAGUAAUGACGUCAAUACUGGAUCAACAGAGCUUGAGCUUCUGCCAAUACCGAAACUACUUAUCUGGAGUGCUGCGGAUUCAAAUGCUUUGGAGCGCAUAAAGCAUACCUACCAAGAUUAUUACCAAGCUCACAUCGUCGGAAGCAGUGCCAAAACUGACCAACUGGCAUAUACACUGGCAGCAAGACGAUCUGCUAUGCCAUGGCGAACUUUUGCGGUAGUUGAUGGACAAGAGAAACCCAUUGACAAAGAAGAACUUAACGGAGACAUGCUUCCUCUAUCCCUAGCGCCAGCAGUCCGAGCGCUGACUAAAAAGCCUAUUAUUUCCUUCGUCUUCACAGGACAAGGGGCGCAAUAUCUUGACAUGGGGUUGGAGCUGUUAUGAUACUCAGUUUUUGAGGAGAGUUCACGAAAAUCUGAUAACAUUCUGGCCAGUCUAGGAAGUGGCUGGUCAAUAUUCAGUAAGUCUCGCUCAAUCUGAGAGCUCAGUUCCUUGUCUAGGCAAAUUUUAAACAGUGUUAAGUUUGCUGACACAAUAUCCCACCACGUUCAGAUGAGCUUCGCAAUGAGAAAAAUAUCAACCGUCCGGAAUUCAGCCAGUCGCUUUGUACCGUGCUGCAUAUUACCCUAAUCGACCUCCUUUCUAGUUUUGGUGUGACGUCCACUGCUGUAGUUGGAAAUUCGAGCGGAGAAAUUGCCACUGCGUACACUACCGGCGCCAUAUCUCACGAAUCUGCGUGCAAAGUGGCAUAUUUCCGCGGAAAAGUAAUCAAAAAGCUUCGAUCUAUGACUGAAACUACAGGUGCUAUGAUUGCAGCUAAUAUUCCUGAGCCUGAAGUCCCUGCAUAUCUGGCAGAGUUAGACUUAGGAUCUUGGAAAGACACAGUUCGCGUUGCAUGCGUAAAUAGCCCUACCAAUGUCACACUCUCUGGUCCUUCAGAAGCUAUUGAUAUCCUCAAAAUUGAUCUUGAUCAGCGUGGCAUCUUUGCUCAGAAGUUGAAUACCGGUGUCGCAUACCACUCUCCGGCCAUGCUAGCCGUUGCUGACGAAUAUGCCUCGCUGAUGGGCACUCUAGAAUCGGAAAUAGUAAAAAGCCAGACUAGGCCGAUUCACAUGAUUAGUUCCGUGACUGGCCACGUUGUUUCUUCAAAACUAUUAACAACUGCUCAGUACUAGGUUAACAACAUGGUUUCGCCUGUGCGAUUCGCCGAUGCCAUAAAACUGUUAAGGAAAAAGCCUGAAGAGUCGGUUUCAGGAGGACCAGAAAUCAUCACUGAUAUAGUUGAGAUUGGUGCCCAUUCAGCCCUAAGGAGGCCAAUAAAAGAUUCAGUUUCAUCGCCUUUACGAUAUCACUCUGUUUUGGAGCGUAAAAAAUCGUCACCACACACCAUGUUAACUGUUUUGGGAACAUUGUGGUGCCACAAAUAUCCUGUUUCUAUAUUGGCCGGAAACCUUCAAGCCGAGGGCAACUUUCCCUUCCUCGUUGAUUGUCCCCCAUAUCCAUUUGAUCAUAGCCGACGCUACUGCGCUGAGUCAAAGUUGAGCAAAGAAUUUAGAUUGAGGCCAAGCUCGCCUGGCUAUAUGCUUGGAAGACGUAACCAUGACUGGAAUGCACUGAGGCCACAAUGGAGAAAUUGGCUAAGUAUGGAAGCAAUGCCUUGGCUUGGGGAUCAUAUAGUAAGUAUCCUAUUAUCUUUUCCUUCUCCACCUUCUUUCCUCGUAGUCACUUAUCACUUACAUGGCAUGUAUAUUUCCAACGAAAUCAUUUGUCCUGGGACGGGAAUGGUAGCAUUGGCCAUCGAGGCUGUGAGACAAGAGACAGCUGCAAACCACCGUACAAUUUCAGGGUUCCUCUUAAGGAAAGCUCAGUUUCUUGCUCCAAUCACGGUCGGCAAGACUGCACAGACUGUUACUGAGACAGUUCUUCGUUUGCACCCCGUACAGAACACAUACGAGAAAGAACAAACAUGCUAUGAGAUCAAUAUCUUUACCUACCGUGAUGAACGAUGGACACAAUAUUUCCGCACUGAUUGUAAAGUACAACAUGAAGAAGCCAAUAAGACUCAAGUGGACGGCGGCCUAGAGAACCAAAUUUGGCAAGAGCAGUUCCGACAGCGCUUUCAGGAAGCAACCGAGUUCUGCAACGAGACUGUGGAAAGAAGCGCCUUCUACCGCUUUUGCGAUGAACAUGGCAUCCAUUAUGGCGAGACAUUUCAGCUUCUACGAGAUAUUGAAUGGGACGGUAAUAAAAAGUCAACUGCACGAAUUGACCUAACUGCAUUUAAGAAACAGCACGAGAUGAUUGAAAGCCCUGCCCACCCAGCUGUUCUAGACGUAGGCAUUCAUCUUCUCCUAGUACAGAUUUCGAAAGGUCUUGGUGAAGAUAGUGCAACAGUUGUUCCGCAACGGAUAGCAAACGUAUGGAUUUCGGCUAAAGCAUGGAGCGGUUCAAGAUCAUCGUUGCGUCUGAAUUCAAUUCUCCAUGCAGAACCCGACAGCCCUGGUAGUCUCAAAGGCUCUGUAUGGGCGUUGGCUGACGAUGGUUCACCGCUUUGUUCCGUAGAGGAUGUGAUUUUGACGGAAGUUUCACAACCCAACCAGUCCAAAGAUGAUUCAGAUGACCAAGUAAUGCUUUACAACAUUUCUUGGAAACCGUAGCUGAGCUCUCUGACUGGUAAAGAGCUGCUCAAAUUGUGCGAUGAUACUGCCCUGGUCCACAAUGAGACCUUUGAAGACAAAUGGGCGCUGAAGGUAGAAUCGGCUAUGAGAUUGGCUACGCGAAAGGCUUUGCGGGACUUCAAAGAAGUGGAUCUCGAUCGUGCUCUAAGCUACAUGCGGCGGUAUUUAAAAUCCCUGGAGCACCUCUACGCCACACCAUCAGCUGGCGAAACCAAAGAUAUUAGCGACUCGGAACUUGACCUCCUUCUAGAAGAGUGCGAAAUAAUGAAUCCAGACUGUGAGGUAUUUUUGAACAUUGGACGUAUGUUGCCAUGCAUUCUACGGGGGGAACAAGAUCCUCUGGAGCUGAUGUUCGCAACCAAGAGCGCCGAAAAGCUCUAGACCUACCUCGCCAACCAGCAAAUGCGUGAUGGCCGCUUUGCAAAAUUCCUCGACAUAGCAUCACACGAGAAGCCCACUCUUAAUAUUCUCGAGAUUGGCGCAGGAACUGGAAGUAUGGCUCGUCAUAUCAUCGGCUCUCUCAACCGCUUCGAGAAAGAGACAGGUCAAUACCGUCUCGCCAGCUAUACGUAUACCGAUAUUUCACCAAUGUUUUUCGAAGCUGCACAAGAGGAAUUUGGAGACUUCCAUGGAAGACUGCUGUAUAAGACGGUUGACUUGGAACGUGACCCCAUUAAAUAAGGUUUUGAGCUUGAGAGUUAUGAUUUAGUCAUUGCAGGCCUCGUUCUUCAUGCUACAUCUAAUCUAGAGGCAACUCUAGGUCGUGUAAGACAGCUGCUCAGACCUGGAGCUCACAUCGUUAUGCAGGAAGUAGUCGCUACGAAUAGUGCUCGUGCUAAUGUCACUUUCGGCUCGCUUCCGGGUUGGUGGCUUAGUACUGAAGAGUGGCGCGAAUACACCCCUCUCUUGACGGCAGAUCUUGGAAUUGGAACAUCUCAUGGAAGGAUUAUGGUGCCCUUCGCCCAAAGACAUCAUUGUUUCUCUAGUGGAGUUCGACAUGACACGGCUAAGUUCUUUGUCUGAGCAAGAAUUCUGGUCAUUGAAGGAGCUUGUCUAAGGCGUAGAAGCUAUUUUAUGGGUUGGUUCUCUGCCAUUAGUUGAUGGCAAACUGAUCAAUCCAUUCCCCGCCGUUGCGACAGGUUUUCUGCGCAGUAUCCAGUCUGAGGAACCUGAGAAGCAUAUUGUGACUCUGAUUGCCGAGUCCGGUUCCCCGAGCACGACAGUGAAACAUGUGCUCAAUAUCCUUGACAAAUGUUUUGGAGAGAAGCCUGCAUCUCCCGAGAUUGAGUUUGUUGUGCGAGGUGGCCAUCUGACGAUUGCGCGCUUGAUGAAAGGAAUUGAACUCGAUGCCGAACGGUUGGCACGCGUGAGACCACAACUUCGUACGGAACCAUAGAAACCUAGCCCACCAGUAGCUCUCGAGAUCGGGGUUCCAGGUAUGCUAGACGCACUACGUUUCGUGGAAGAUACUGCAUAUAACGACGCGUUGGGUCCGGAUGAGGUUGAAAUCGAGGCCGUUUCAUGGCCAAUUAGCUUUCGCGAUGUAUUUGUGGCACUUGGUCGGCUAGGUAUGGAAGGGCUUGGUGUUGAAUGCGCAGGAGUCGUCACAAGAACUGGAAACGAGUGUCAGUAUGACAUAAAAUGUGGUGAUGGUCUCUGUGGGAUGUAUGAAGAGUCAUCCGAGGACUGGAGCCGAUGGAGUCGUCAAAAUCCCCAACAACUUGUCGUUCAACGAGGCUGCGGCGGCGGCUAAUCCUGGUAUCACGGCAUACUACUCAUUGAUAAAUAUAGCACGUCUGCAACGUGGAGAGAAAAUUCUCAUACACUCCGGUGCAGGUAGCACUGGUCAAAUGGCCAUCGCCAUGGCACAGUGGCUUGGAGCAGAAGUUUUUACCACUGUUGGGCUUGACGAAAAGAAGAAACUUCUUAUUGAUCGAUUUGGAAUUCCUGAUGAUCAUAUUUUCUACAGCCGUAAUACAACAUUUGCCAAAGGAAUCAUGCGCGUAACUAAGGGUUACGGCGUUGACGUUGUGCUUAACUCAUUAUCAGGGGAAGGACUUCGUGCAAGUUGGAAAUGCAUCGCACCGUAUGGAAGGUUUGUGGAGAUCGGGAAAGCGGACAUCGGGAUAGACUCGUCGUUACCUAUGGGUAGCUUUGCGAGAAAUACUAGCUUUGCUGCUGUUGACCUCGUACAUCUCUCCGCUACAAAUGUCAAGCUAUUCCGUCAUCUAAUAGAGGUGGUAACUUUGAUAUCUCAGGGAGAUAUUGACGGGCCAGAGCCUUUGCACUUGUAUCCUGCGUCUAGCGUCGAGAAAGCUUUUCGGUAUAUGCAAAGUGGAAAAAAUACAGGCCGCAUUAUCAUGACGGGGCGAGAUGAGGAUCCUGUUCCUGUAGGUCUCUCCUCCUGAAGCCAUAACCAAGAUGCCUAUUCACUAACAAUCGAAUAGAAAUUCUUGACUCUCAAAAGUGACUGCAAUAUGGAUGCUAAUGCAUCUUACGUCGUUGCUGGGGGGUUCGGCGGUAUUGGCCGCGCAAUACUUCGAUGGAUGGCGGAUAGAGGGGCUAAGAAUCUCAUUGUUCCCUCAACUUCGGGGACUUCAUCCCAGGCAGCGGUGAAUAUAGUCUCAGAAUUUGCAAGAAGAGGUGUUCGCGUAAUAACAAAAAUAUGUAAUGCUGCAUCAGACACAGAUUUAGCAGCAUUGCUACAAGACUGUGCCGUCAGCAUGCCGCCUAUUAAAGGAUGCAUAAACGCAGCUAUGGUCCUCCAGGUAUGCACUUCUCCUACAAUUCCUUCCAUAGGUGUUCAACAACUCCAACCUCCCUCUUUAGAUUCCCCGAAUUUCUCUUUUCAGUUCCUGUCGGUUAUGAGAACACGAGCUUACACGAAGUCAGGACUCGGUAUUUGAAAACAUGACACAUGCACAAUGGACAAAAACGAUACGGUCCAAGGUCAAUACAAGCUGGAAUCUUCACAAACUAUUGCCUAAAGAUAUGGAUUUCUUCAUCCUUCUCUCAUCCAUCGCAGGCAUCUAUGGAUCCCCCGGACAAAGUAAUUACGCAGCUGGUUGCACCUUUCAAGACGCUUUAGCAAGAUCCGGAUCCGCUGCUGGAUAUCGAGGUUCCGUUGCAAUAAACCUCGGCUGGAUGCGGACCAUCGGUAUUAUUGCCGAGACAAGAGAAUAUCAACAUAACCGCCAAAACGUCGGUGACAUGUCUCAAGUUGAGGAGGCUGAUUUCUUCGCUCUGCUCGAGCAUUAUUGUAACCCUUUGCUGCCCCUUCUCGGCACCAAGGAUAGCCAAGUUCUAAUUGGUGUGAUAACGCAAACACACGUUCAUGCUCGGGGCGAGGCGCCGAUCGAUGUUUUAAAACGACCUCUCUUUGCUGGCUUUAGCGCUCCCCAGGUUUUUGAUGCCAAUAAGCACAAAUCUACCGUGUCAACCCAGGAAGACCCGGCUGUCCUUUUCCGGCAAGCGGCGACCCCCCAAGACCGCAGCGUGGUGGUUGUGUCGGCCCUUAAAGCAAAGCUGGCGCGGGCAUUGGAUGUGUCAGUGGAUGAUGUAGAUUCUCAUCGCAACUUAUCGGACUACGGUACAGACCCGUUGAUGGCUGUAGAGCUGCGUAAUUGGAUUCGGAGAGAUUUUGGGGUCUCUAUCGCUAUUUUUGAUCUCCUUGGUGGUGCCGAAAUUGCGGCAUUGGGGGAUUUGAUCGCGAAGAAGUGAUGAUGAGAUAUACAACUUAGAGUGAAUGGGAAUAUGCACAUUACUGGCUUUGUAUUUUAGGAUUGGCCGGUGUAACAAUUAUUUCUUAUUUUGAUUGAUUCUAUGGGUUGGAGAUUCGAUUCAGCGAGUUUUCAGAUGUUUCUAUGAGGUUACAAGACGAUGGCUCAAAGUUUUAAGCAUGAAGAAUGAAGUACUGCAGUAUAUUCUUGAAUGGCUGAGAGCUCAUGUUU